This is a messenger RNA of Populus nigra (black poplar), 1398 nucleotides long. Its product is annotated as UDP-glycosyltransferase 83A1-like. The record is from RefSeq and is a predicted model, not a curated record. The transcript is spliced from 2 exons. The coding region runs from base 1 to 1398 and encodes 465 amino acids. Lineage: Eukaryota; Viridiplantae; Streptophyta; Magnoliopsida; Malpighiales; Salicaceae. Gene Ontology annotation, molecular function: UDP-glycosyltransferase activity.
AUGGAACACACUUCCAUUUCCACUAGUCCUCUGCAAGCCAACGCCCAUGUUCUACUGUUGCCAUUACCUCUUCAAGGACACGUUGCACCAUUUAUGAAACUAGGACACCAGCUUGUUAGGCAUGGAAGCAAGGUCACAUUCUUAACUACAGAGUCCAUACGUUCGCAAAUAGAGAAGGUUGACGAGGAGGAGGAACAUAUGAGGAUUAUUUCUGUUCCUGAUGGAUUAGCGCUAGAAGAUGACCACAAAGAUGAUAAUCGACUAGUCCAGAGCUUCUUACACGUCAUUCCUGGUCACUUGGAGAACUUGAUUAGGAAGACCAAUGAAGAUGAGCUGAUUGGCAUUGGCCAGAUUACUUGUCUCAUAGUUGACGUGGUUCUAAGUCGGGAUCCUAUAGAGAUUGCAGAGAAGAUGGGGCUAAAACAUGCCAUCUUUUUCCCUUCAGCACCAGGAGUACUGGCACUGAUACUUCACAUUCCAAAGCUUAUUGAGGCUGGCAUUAUAGAUGCUGAUGACGGUACUGUGGAGAAGAAUGAGAAGAUACAGCUAUCACCAAAUUUACCAGCCAUGGAUAGUGCUGAUUUUAUUUGGAAGAGACCAGGAAACAAGUCCAACUUCAACCAAAAGGAUGUGUUUCAGUACCUACUUCUUGUUAAUCAAAUUCUGAAGGUUCCCAACUGGGUUCUAUGUAACUGGUUCCACGAGCUUGACCCUUCAGCAAAUGCCUUGCUUCCGAACAUAAUCUCUGUUGGUCCAUUGCCUGCCCAUGAUGGGAAAUCUACUGGAAACUUUCGGUCAGGGGACUUGACUUGCUUACCUUGGCUUGACAGACAGUCUCCUGGAUCGGUCAUUUAUAUCGCCUUUGGUAGCACAUCAAAGUUCAGUCAACAGCAAUUUCAUGAGCUAGCAUUUGGCCUUGAACUCAUCGGUAAACCAUUUCUAUGGGCUGUUCGUUCAGACUUCAUCGAUGGGAUUUCUAUUGAAUAUCCCGAUGGUUUCCAAGAUAGAGUAAAAAAUCUUGGAAAGAUAGUCAACUGGGCACCGCAAGAAAAGGUGUUGGCUCACCCUUCCAUUGCCUGUUACAUGACUCAUUGUGGUUGGAACUCAACUAUGGAGAGCAUAAACAUGGGGAUUCCCAUGCUAUGUUGGCCGUACUUUGGAGAUCAGUUUUGGAACAAGAGUUGUGUAUGUUAUGGUUGGAAGGUUGGCUUGGAAAUAAACCCUGACGAGAAUAGGAUGGUCACGAGGCAUGAAAUCAAGAGGAAGGUGGACGAAUUGCUGUCUGAUGAAGGCAUAAAAGCAAAUGCUCUCAAGUUGAAGGAACUGGCUCAAAACAAUGCCUAUGAAGGGGGAUCUUCAAAAAAUUUCAGAGACUUUGUUGCACAACUGAUGCUUUAA